CCCGACCCGGUGGCGCUGGUCAACAAGUCGCCGGAGCUGAUAGCGUACGCCAAGCGCGUGUUCGGCAACGUGGACCUGAUGACUGAUGACCAGUGGAGACAGUGUCAGGACCAGAUGAAGAUGAACGUGCUGCUGCAGGACAUUCAGAAGAAGAAGGCGGAGGCCGAGCGGCUCGAGCGCAAGGGCAAGGUCAAGUACGACUACGACUCGGACGAGGAGACCGAAGGUGGCACCUGGGAGCACAAACGGCGCCAGGCUGAGAUGACCGAGACACACGCCAAGGCCGAGGAGCUGACCCAGAUGAACGAGGGCAAGCACCACAUCGGCGACUUCCUGCCGCCCGACGAGCUGGAGCGCUUCAUGGAGAAAUGGCGCGCGCUGAAGGAGGACCGCGAGCCCGACAUGUCCGACUACCGCGAGUUCCGCAUCAAGGAGGACAACAUGGGCUUCCAGAUGCUGAAGAAGAUGGGCUGGACGGAGGUCGGCCUGGGCUCGGACGGCAGCGGUAUCACGGCACCCAUCAGCCAGAAGCGCACGCUCGACCCGGCCGGCGUCGGCGCCAGCUCCCAGGCCGACGUCAGCAAGGAGGACGACGAGUUCGAGGCCUAUCGCAAGCGCAUGAUGCUCGCCUACAAGUUCCGUCCCAACCCGCUCAACAACCCGCGGCGCGCGUACUACUGAGGGCGUGCGACCAAUGCCCGGACAUGCUGGGCGGGACAACGAGGGCGGUGGCGCGCCGGCACCACGGGGCGACGCUCGCCGAGGGCCUUGGUACCGAUUCAGAUGGACCACCACAGCCGCCGGGGAAGGCGGUUGGAGGCGUCGAAACGUGGAACGGCAACCCGGCGGUACGGGGCGACGCCGAACGGGUGUCAGCGAGUCAUUUCCGCGUGUGCUGGUCAGGACGUUCGCGCCCGAUCCACUUUUAGCGCAUCGGAACGCCGCCGUGUGGAUUAAUGGCGCGGUGUGUUGGGCACGUGAGUGUGUAAUCGGGCGAUGACACCCGCCAGACGGACGAUCGCCAACUGACAGCCGCCUCCCCAAAUGGGACGCAGCAGCGUUGCCGUCUUAGUGCAGGACGGGUUCGCCGCCACGAUGCCGGCUGUAUUUUGCGCAUCGGAACCUUUCGCGUGUCAUUCAGACCGAAAGACGGCGUAAGCUGUCACAUCUGUAGCACCGCGCGCGCCCUGUGGCAAUACACUGGCGUGGGUCACCGGCGGCGUCUCUCAGCUUGGCUUGGUCAGGUGAUAAAGGUCGUAUUCUUCCCGAGAGAUGUCGCUGGGCGCGUCAGCCAUCAGGUCCCGCCCGUCGGACGUCUUCGGAAAGGCUAUGACGUCACGAAUUGAUUGCGCGCCGCACACCAGCGCCACCAAGCGAUC
Messenger RNA from Pollicipes pollicipes, 1379 nucleotides. RefSeq names its product SURP and G-patch domain-containing protein 1-like. The record is from RefSeq and is a predicted model, not a curated record. Lineage: Eukaryota; Metazoa; Arthropoda; Thecostraca; Pollicipedomorpha; Pollicipedidae. Gene Ontology annotation, cellular component: nucleoplasm. Gene Ontology annotation, molecular function: RNA binding.